AUGGCAGCGCCCAUCUAUGCCUUGGGCGAUGAAUUGGAGAUGGACUGGCCGUUGGAAGGAGGUGGCCUUGGGAGCUUUCGCGCCACGGUCAUCGGCAUUGCAGCGCGAGCACCUGAGAGGCGGCAGGUGCCAGGUGCUUUCCGCUACCGUCUGCGCUGGCGCGAUGGCACCGAAAGCUGGGUCGGUCUGCGACUUCCCCACCGAGCGGUGAAUCGGACGCCAGGCGCCUGGCAGAAGAGCGGGGACGAGGCGGACCAUGCAGAGACGCCAUUGAAGGCCUAUGAGGACGUGGCCAGGUUUUUGGACGCUGUGGCCUCAUCGUUGGGUAAGGACAGAGGGACGCUGAAGAUUUACGACCCCUACUUCUGCAUGGGAAAUGUCGUGAAGCAGUUGGGCUCCCUGGGUUUUUACAAUGUCUACAACCAACCAGUGGACUUCUAUGCAGCGCAAAAGGCCUCACUUCCAGAGUAUGAUGUGCUGGAUCGAUUGUAUCGGUUUGCGGCAGAGAUGGCAGCAAAGCAAAAACCGAGCUUCUUGUUGGUUCCCAACUACACCAUUGAGACACAGCUCUUUGAUGAUCUCUUCAGCGAGAAGGAUGUAGUCUUCAUGGGCCCGGAGAAACGGUACGUCUACCGCAGCCCUCCCGAGCUCCGACCGAAGCUGCGAAACAAGCAGAGGAAGUAUGUCGCGCCCUACGUUACGUUGUGGGUCUUGGUGGGACUUCCAAAGAUGAAGUUGCCCACUCCGCCGGGCUGCUGUCCGCCGCUGCGCCGCAAAGCGGCGCUGCCUCCGUCGCUGCGGGGCAGCGCCAAAGGCUCAUCAGAGGCGAUGUGGUGA
This is a messenger RNA of Cladocopium goreaui, 837 nucleotides long. Lineage: Eukaryota; Dinophyceae; Suessiales; Symbiodiniaceae. The record is from the annotation of a GenBank genome assembly.